Molecule: messenger RNA, 426 nt
Organism: Suillus subalutaceus
Lineage: Eukaryota; Fungi; Basidiomycota; Agaricomycetes; Boletales; Suillaceae
Exons: 3
Coding region: 1-426 (141 amino acids)
Source: RefSeq, a predicted model, not a curated record
AUGACACAGAAGGCCAACCAUUGUAAAAAGGCUGUUAUCCUCUCAAAUGCUAUCAAUGAGGCAUGCAAAGCAUAUCAGGAGGAAAGCUGCAUCUGUGUUGCACCAACAUCCAGGAGGGAUUCAUUCAUAUGCCAAGAUGCCAUCAUGAAAAAAUACAAGCUGUCAAAGAAGAAGAUCGCAAUAAACCACAACAACUAUGAGCAGAAAAUUGAUGAGACAUACAGCAUUGUCCUUGAAGGCUGGAUGUGUGGGAAGAUUCAAAAUCCCAGAAAGAUUAACCACUGUGCAGACCUAGUGAUGCUCCUCAACACACUGGUGAAUGAGCAUUGCCUGUGGAUUCAACUCAUCAAAGAGCAAGUGGAUGGGGAGCCUUUCCCCCCGAAGUGCGCUUCAGGGGGGAGGGACAACUGCACCAACAAGGUUUGA